Messenger RNA from Zonotrichia albicollis (white-throated sparrow), 636 nucleotides. The record is from RefSeq and is a predicted model, not a curated record. Lineage: Eukaryota; Metazoa; Chordata; Aves; Passeriformes; Passerellidae.
CUCUUCCCUGAACUACCGGGUGGCGCUGGGCAGGCAGGACGUGUCAGAGGCUGACGAGCCUGGUUCUGUGGCCGUGGCUGUGGAGAAGAUCAUCGUCCAUGAAGAUUGGGAUGACUACUACGUUCGCAACGACAUUGCCCUGAUCAAGCUGGCAGAAGAGGUGCAGGAGACUGACACCAUCCGUAUUGCCUGCCUGCCGGCUGCUGACAAGAUCCUGCCCAACGACUACCCCUGCUAUGUCACCGGCUGGGGAAGCAUGAGGACCAACGGGCCCCUGGCCACCAUCCUGCAGCAGGCUCUGCUGCCCGUGGUGGACUAUGAGACCUGCUCACAGUGGGACUGGUGGGGCAGCACUGUAAAGAAGACCAUGGUGUGCGCCGGCGGCGGUGAUGUCAAAUCUGCAUGCAAUGGCGAUUCUGGGGGCCCCCUGAACUGCCAACGUGAGGAUGGGAUCUGGGAGGUCGAGGGCAUCGCCAGCUUUGUCUCCAGCCGGGGCUGCAACACAUACAAGAAGCCAACAGUCUUCACCCGGGUGUCUGCCUACAUCGACUGGAUCAACGAGAAAAUGAGCACAAACUGAGGACGCAGCAUUGUGGAGAUACCACUAUUGAUCAAAAUAAAAGCAAAAAACGCAGA